UCUGGGAUCCUUCCUGGAGUCACCCAGGUCCACCUGGCUCUUGGCUGGGGCAUCCCCCAAGUGUAGCUCAGAAUCUGCGGUGCUCCGUUUGUCUGUCCCUGUCCCUAAUCCUCUUCGGAACCCCUCUGGGUCUCACCUGCCUGUGUGCCUCCAGUCCAGAUCUCUACCUGCACACUCCUCUGUCCCAACUCCCAGUCUCCUUGCCUACUGGGCUCUGCUUCCCCUUCUCUGGACGCCCCUGCCCUGUGUGGGGUGAUCCUUCCAGAGCCCAGCCCCUGACCCUCCCCAGAUCCCCUCUGCCGUCUCCCCCCGGCCCCUUCGCUGCCUGACCGCCUGUCCCCGCAGGCCGGGUCCAGAUGCCCUGCCCUCGGCCGCCCUGGAUCCGCCGCCCCCGGGUCCCCCUGGGCUCGGAGCCUAGCAUCCCGGGCUCGCCGUCCACACUCCGGCCCCCCAGCAGGGGAGAGGACGAAGACGAGGGUGAUGAGGAGGAAGGGGACGGCAGCCAGGGACCCAUCCUGCCGCCCGCGUCCCCCGUGGAAUGCCUCAUCUGCGUGUCGCCCUUCGACAGCGUAUUCAAGCUGCCCAAGUGCCUGGACUGCAGCCACGUCUUCUGCCUCGAGUGCCUGGCUCGUCUGUCUCUGGCCACGGCGGGCGGCGGCGACGCGGUGGCCUGUCCCGUGUGCCGCGCGCCCACGCGCCUGGCCCCACGCCGCGGGCUCCCCGCGCUGCCCACGCAGUACGGCCUGCUGCCCGGCUCCGCACGCGCCCCGCCGCCGCUCCAGGGCUCCGUGCGCUUCGACCGCCGGCGCGGCCUGCUCUACGUGCGGCAGCCGCCGCCGGCGCCCGGACCGCGCAAGGCCCGCCCCCCGCCGCCGCCGCCGCCGCCGCUGCGCCUCGGCCGCCCGCUGUCGCGCCGCCUGACGCUGGCCAGCUCGGCCCGGGUCUUCCACGCGGCCGUCGCCCUGGCAGUGCUUGUGGCCGCGGGCCUCGUGGUCACGGGCCUCUACAUCUUCUUCCUCAUCCCGCGCGCCACCACCUCCAGCCCCGCUCGGCCCCAGCUCGUGGCGCUCGCCCCGGCGCCCGGCUUCUCCUGGUUCCUGCCUCGGCCCACGCCGGCGGCGCCCUGGAUCCCCGGCUGGAUGCCGCGCCCCGUGGGCCAUGACCUGAACGCCGCCCCACCGGGGGCUGCAGAGGACGCGCUGGAGCCCGAGGGGGUUCCCGAAGAGACAGAGACGCCGGACGGGUCCUUGGACCGCAGGUGGGGGGCGGAGGCUUGGCCUGACUGGGCCCCGCGGGCACGCGGCGGGUGGAGGCGGUGGGGGGCGCAGUAAAAGCAUCCGCGCCGCAGGCCCUGCCUCAGGCCUGGGGACCCCAGUGUCAUCCUGAUGCUCGCCAUGAUCCCCGUGGAGGCCUUAGAGGGCGCAUGGCAAGCACCCAUUUCUCUAGAGAGGCCUGGCAUCAUUAGCACGGAGCAGGGACCCUCUCAAGGAGCACCCCUGACACCAAUCUCUGUGGGCAUCCAGCUGUGGGACCCCCAUGUCUGUAAAGGUCCUGCUGGGAGGCACUCAUAAACCAGCUGGGGGUACACUCGAUCCUCAGCUCUUGUGGGAGUCCAGCUGCAGGGUCCCUCUGACCAACAUCGUGCAGUGGCCCUGCUAGGGGUACCCCAUCCCUGAUCCUCGUAAGUGUCCUACUGAAUACACCCCAAUCAUCAGAACUCCAGGAGAACGCUCAUCCUUGGCUGGCACCAGAGCUUAAGUCUCUGAUUUACUCAUCCUUUGGGCUUUCUGCAGGUGCUGGGGGCCCCCAUCUUUGGAUGGCAGACUAUUCCCUGGCCACACCUGUGAGUGGCCCACUGCAGGACCAACCACCCCACUCCUCCCCAGGCUGUGGAGUUGCUGCCUGCAGGCUGAGCCUGGGUGGGAUCCAGCCAUCUCCAUGUUGGUCCUGCAUUUGCUGCCUUACAGAUCUGGCUGGGGCUUGGGCUUGAAGGGGGAGGUGUGGCCUGGCCAGGACUGGGGAGAGACAGACAGGGCCUGAGCCUCAAAAACUGGCUUCCACUUGGGUCCUGAAUAUCAACUUGCAAUGGGACCUCGAUUUCCCCUAUGGCUAGUGGCUUCUGAGAUUCUCCUGAUAUGCUGAGGGGCAGCUGUGGUCACUGAGCCUCAAAGAGGCCAAGGUUGCUCUCUGGGUCAGACAGUGUCAUGUGAUUUGGGGUGAGGGAUCGCUCCUGGACAUCCCUGGCCCCUCUCCUUAGCCACUAGAGCCCUCAUCACCCCCAUCUCCACUCAUUAAAUACUCAGUGUCGGUUACUUCACCUCCUCCAGGGCUCCAUCAGCAUUUUGUGGCAAGCCUGCUGUACACCAGGGUGAAUGAAGCCUCAGCCCUCCUUCAGCAGGGAGAGUGGUCCUCCUCUCAGAAGCCUUCCUGGGUUAGUCACAGUGGUGUAGAUAGCAGCCACCUUCUGCACAAACUAAACAUGGACUUUCUGUCUCCCCCCCAGGCCCUGGAGCCCCGAGUCUGCCUCACUUCACCCCAGGUUGGGAUCCAAUAUGCCCCUCCUCAUGCCUUCCCUCCUAACCCCCAGGCUGGGAGAGUUACGGUGAGGGAGUAGAACUGGCAGGGAUGGGCCCAGCCAGGGGGGUCAGAAGGGGCCCUUGGCUGGUGGUGCACGGAAGAGAAAGAUGAUGCUUUCUGCCUGAGGGUGUUCAAGGAAGGCUGCCUGGAGGAAGAGGCCUCGGGGCUGUAUCUUUUUUUUUUUUUUUUUUUUUUUUGCGGUACGCGGGCCUCUCACUGUUGUGGCCUCUCCCAUUGCGGAGCACAGGCUCUGGACGCGCAGGCUCAGCGGCCAUGGCUGAUGGGCCCAGCCGCUCCGCGGCGCGUGAUAUCUUCCCGGACCGGUGCAAGAACCCGUGUCCCCCGCAUCGGCAGGCGGACUCUCAACCACUGCGCCACCAGGGAAGCCCGGGGCUGUAUCUUUAAGGAUGCUAAGGGGU
Messenger RNA from Lagenorhynchus albirostris (white-beaked dolphin), 2996 nucleotides. It is a transcript of the gene RNF225, whose product is annotated as ring finger protein 225. The transcript has a single exon. The record is from RefSeq and is a predicted model, not a curated record. NCBI's taxonomy places the organism in Eukaryota, Metazoa, Chordata, Mammalia, Artiodactyla, Delphinidae. Gene Ontology annotation, biological process: protein ubiquitination. The coding region runs from base 357 to 1331 and encodes 324 amino acids. Gene Ontology annotation, molecular function: ubiquitin protein ligase activity.